Molecule: messenger RNA, 7620 nt
Organism: Myzus persicae (green peach aphid)
Lineage: Eukaryota; Metazoa; Arthropoda; Insecta; Hemiptera; Aphididae
Product: mediator of RNA polymerase II transcription subunit 12-like
Exons: 18
Coding region: 608-7177 (2189 amino acids)
Source: RefSeq, a predicted model, not a curated record
GCCGACGAACCCGCCGACAAGCACCGAACACGGUCGACGUCAUUCACGCCGCGCCCCCGCUGCCGCGCGUGUGUGUUCGUCCUGGGUGUGUACGCUCGUGUGUGCGAUCGUUCGUUCGGGGUGUGCGCCGGUCGUUCUCUCGACACUCGAUCGCCACCGACCGUAUAACGAUAACGAUAACGGUCUGUACUCUGACGACCACCAAAACGAGCAUAUACAGUAAUUUUUAUUUUUAUUAUUAUUAUUAUUAUUAUUAUUGUCGGUGUAUAACAUAAUUAUUUUAUACUUACCGGGCGAUUGUAGCUCUGUAAAACGACUUUAAUUUCGAGCUCGUGCUUUAAAUUUUAUCGUCUCGCACGCAUUCCAUCGUGAUUUGCCAUUAACUUGUCUACGGUCUAUAUCACACUACAGCCGUCUUUAUUAACACACGUCUUCGCCAGUGAAUCGGCCUGCAGUGCCUGUGUACCACACGCAACCGUGACCACGAACAACCACGACCACGACGACGAGGUACGAACUCGUGAACGCGAGGCGGUGGCACCGCCAUUGGCGGUAGUAACCGCCACGUUGUACGAAAUAGCCGUUGCCGCCGCCGCACACGGCAAACAUGUUCAACUUUGCCAGUAAGAUGAUCAACAGCCUGAUGGCGGCGGGCGAUGACAUGGUCACGGGCACCGAUCCGCAGCAGCCGCAGAGCGCGGUCAACCGUCAACAACCGCACCAGCAGCAGUUUCAACAGCAGCAAGAUUAUGGCGGUGGACGACCUGGAGGUGCGUCCACCGCGGCCAGGCAGUACGGCAUGAAUCAGCAGCAAGCGCCGCAACAGCAGCAACAGCGUAGCAUGGCUGGUGGUGGGUACCCGCAGCAGCCACUUCAGCAACCACAACCACAACAACUCCCCAGACAACCUUCGCAGCAGCCACAGACUAGACUGCAGCAGCAGCAACCGCAGUCACAACCGUCCUUUUACCGUCAACAGCCACCGGCGCCUUUGUACAACAGUGCCAAUACCAGUAGUGGAAGGCCAUUGUCUCAGUCAUCGCCCCAUCAACAGCAGCAGCAACAGCAGCAGCAACAACAACAACAACUACAACUUCAGCAGCAACAACAGCAGCAACAGCAGCAACAACAGCAACAGCAGCAGCGGCAAAGGCAACAGCAACAACAGCAACAGCAACAUCAGCAACGUCCCGGUGGUGCCGGCAUGGUCAUGCCGGCAUUAUCAUCAAGCAUACUGGAAACCACGACGGCCGACCCGGACCCGCUGAGCCUGGACCUGAGCCACCUGAGUGCUGAGGAGCGAGCAUUGAUCCAGAACGUCAUGGCAAAGGCGAAGAACAUGGACGUCACGGAACCAGCACCGGUGGCGCCGUCGCAUUUGGCGAUGCCCAGAACGACGGCGAUGUCGUCGUCAUCUCGAGGCGAAACUGCCUCUAACGGAAGUUACGCGUCGUCCGGCGGCCAAGACUCCACUUACUACAACGGCAAUAACAGCAAAAGUGGCACUCCACAGCAACAGAACUCAUCGUAUCAGGACCGUAACGUCUACCAGCAACAGCACAGGGACGGCGCUGGCGGUGCCGGUGGGUCGUCGUCGUUGUCGUCGUCGUCGUCGUCGUACUCACAACAGCAGCAACACACCACUACUUCGGCGUACCAACAACCCGCCGGCGGCUCGUAUCAGCAGCAUAGUGGUUACAAUUCGGCAGCUGCGGCGGCGGCAAGGCGGCACAUUCAGCAACGUGGUUUCGACGACUACCACCAGCAACAGUUGUCGCCCGAAGAACAGCUGUCACCCGUGUCGCCGGAAAACGAGGUGUCCAUGCCUUACGGAGCCGGCGCCGGCGGGAACUCUCAGCAAUACCACCAGCAGCAACAGCAACAAUUGCAGCAGCAGCAACAACUACUGCAGCAGCAACAGCAACAGCAACAGCAGCAGCUGCAGGGAGAGCGUUCCGGGUCCGAUUCCAGCGACGACGUGAGUCUGGCUGAGUGUCUGGCCGGCGGUGGCGUCGAACUAAUGAACUUGCGGCCGAUGCCCAUGUUGGACGAGAACGGCCAAGUGUUGUUGGACGACGUCGACACCGCCCGAAUGCAGCAGCAGCAACAGCAGCAACAGCAACAACAGCAGCAACGGCGCGAGGAGCAGUAUUGCAGUGAACAGCAAGCGUACUAUGGAGGCAAUCCGACCAACGCAAACGCUUCGGACGUGUACACCAUACCCGAGGACGAGGACGAGCUGAGCAGCCCGACGGGCGCUGACGGUGUGACGAGCCUCCGAAAACGGCAGUUGGCCAACACGUUGACCGGUAUAUCUGGAUUGAACAACAGUAGUAGCUCGGCGGCGGUUAACUUACACCACCAGAUCGUCGAUAACGAGAGGUUCAUGAAGAAAUACGCAGCUGCUAAUUCGGGCAGCUCGGACUCGCAUCAAAGGUCGAAGUUGUCCAACGACGAAUCUUCGGCAGCGUCCGUUUUUACCGACCAAACCCGAUCAAAAAAACUCAACCAGUCGUCUACGAUACAAUCCGGUGUCUUACAAAAUAACAAAUUCCGGGCUGGAGGUGGAGAAACCGUCGUCCAACCAGUGGUGGCUUACGCCCAAAAUUCCCCGUCGUACUACAACGGCAGCAACAGCAGUAGUAGCAGCAGCAGUAACAGUAGCAGAUUCGCGUCGGUUGACGGUGACCACAAUAACAUAUCGUCAGCGUACGAGACUUCUGCUGAAAACUGCGUGUUCCAAGACGACUUGGAAAAAACGCCGGAAUACGAUCGAAUAUGCAAAUUGUUGAAUCAACCGAUUCGCGCGGUCAGUCAUCACGAGUCGAAGUCCAAUAAGACGGUGCAGCAGACAAACCGGAACCAGCACCAGCAGCACCAGCAUCACCAGCAGCAGCAGCAACAGCACAUGCAGCGUCAACUCAAGCAACAGCAGCACAAGAACCAGCAGCACCAAAACCAGCAACAGCAACAGCAACAGUACAACAGCAUGCUGGGCCGUGCGCUGUCGUCUUCGCAACAGAACCGGCAGGCGGCGUCGAACAGCAGCAAUAAUACGUUUGGGAACGUACAAAACUCGAACCGUAGUCGGACGAACUUUCGCUACGACGACGAGGACGACGAGGACGAGUUGUUGGAGCAGCAACAGCAGCAACAGACUCAGCGACACAAUUAUGCAAUACAACCUGCAGCUCAGCAGGUGGCCGCGGCAGCGGCGUCCGACAACGACAGCAGCGGCACGAUCAGCGGAAUGUUGGCCGACUUUAGCCGGUCUAUAGCCAACAUGAACGGCAGUGGAUCGACGGCGACGACGGCUACUCCAUUGUAUAACGGUAGCGACAAGUUCAGCGAAAACAACAACAAAUAUGAUUCCAUGUUGGGUGAAAACGCCCAAAAACAACAAUAUCAACAACAGACGCAACAGCCACAGCAACAGCAACAGCAGCAGCAACAGUAUCAACAGCAUGGUUUCGGUGACGGGUUUUCGACGUCCUCUGGUACGACGACGCAAUUGCGACGUACCCAAUCGAUCAUCAGUCAAAAUCUGCGCGACCAACAGUACCAGCUGUACUGUACAGGUUCGUCGCCGCCUCUCCAGCAGCAACAGCCGGUACAGCAACAGCAGUACGGUGACACUUCCGUCGCUCAACUGCAGCAGCAGCAGCAGCAGCAGCAGCAGCAAACCGCCAACAACGCUUACGGACCGACGGAAGACGGCUUGUUAUACGGAACCGGUGGUGUCGGAACCGGACCUUCGAGCAUCAUCGCGAGACAGGCUCAGCAACAGCAACAGACUAUCGCCGCCGCUUCACAGCUGCGACAACAGCAGUACACGGCCGCCGGCAUCGGCACUGCAGCGAAUACUUUGCUGACCGAAACAAAUUAUUCGUCGUCACCGAUUGGCACCGGAAAUGCAGCCGCGAAACAACAACAAUUGUUCUUUAACAAACGAGGAGACAGUGGCGGCGCUCUAUUCAACUGCCAACAACAGACAUAUCAACAACAGCAAGAAGCCUUAUACCAGCCUUAUCAACCGGAAUACGGCACAUAUCAGCAACAGCAACAGCAACCUCAACAUCAGCCACAUCAACAACUCCCAUACAAUCAAAUGCAACAACAGCAACAGCCGAACCAGCAGCAGCAGCAGCAGCAAUACAAUCAAUCACAACAACAACAACAAUCGCAACAACAACCACAACAGCAGUAUCAACAACAGCAGAACCAACAAUACCAGUCUAGUCAGCUACAGCAAUAUCAGAGGUUUCCGAAUCAAGAUCAACAACAGUUGCCGUCGAAUGUCACCGAUAAUCUUCAUCAAUACGGCAUCGAUCAACAAGUACAACAUCAACAGCAACAAAAUAGGGUGGACAUCAACUCUGGUCAGAAUGUGUCUGCUUUAACACUUAGCGGAGCACCAAUUACUUCGGGUGGUAUAAAAUACGAUGGGACGGCGGCGGAACUUAGUUCUACAGCGUUUAGACCUCUGCAGCAACAACAGGGUCAACGUUGUGACGAUCCGACGGCUAUUUCACUGCAGCAUCAACAGCAUUAUAUCAAUGGCAACAACUACCAGCAACAACAGCAACUGCAACAGCAACAACAACAGCCACAAAAUCAGUUGCAGCAACAGCAGCAGCUGCAGAACAGUACUUUAACGUCUGUCAGUGGAACGAAUACGGCCAGAGUAACGGUACUACUAAAUUCGUCUUCAGCCACAGCGGACCAGCAGCAGACUGGUGUCAAAGCUUUGACUGGCGCGUCGGCGGCGCUUAAAUAUCAGACAGUCGGACAGCAACAAACCUCGUCACAGACAUCGACUUUGCACGCUACACCGCCGCAACAAAACACGCCGGUCAGCACUCCCAGGGGCGCCCUACUGAUCAGUGGCGGCGGGCUUGGUCUCAGAGAUUUGACGGCCUCGCCGUCGGACACCCUCAGCGAACCAGACUCGAUGCGCUCGUCUUCUUUGCGGGGUAGCAACGGUCGGGACGGUCGACGUCGGUUGCCCGACUUACCGCCACCUGACCUGGAGAUAGCUGGCGUACAGUGGCCAGCGGCAGCAAACGCUAAGCGCCGCGAGCGCAUGAUGCGGGCCAUGAUGGAUAAGUUUAAGCCAUUCUCUUCAUCGCGGAAUGUCGCCAACGUGGACGCUUUGAAUUCGGUCUAUGGUUACAGUGGCAAUAAGUUUGCUACUAAUCGACCCGGCAGUAUGAGUGAAACCAAUUUACUGAAGUAUCGACCUCAGAAAGAUGGCGGUCCGACAUCCACAGUACGACCAGAAUCAGCGCUGGGUCUUUUGCAAGGUUCGAGCCUGGUGAGCAGCACCGGGGAACAGACGCCUUCGAUGGCCAGGCAAUACGGAGGUUUGACGCGGAAAUACGGAUCGGACGGCGGCGACGAACUGGCCGCUUGUCUGCCUCCCGACCUGCGGCAUUUGUUGUCAGCCACCACGGCGGCGACACCGCAGUCGCACCACCGGCAGACGACAACCCAACGACUGCAACAACACGGACUGCUGCAGAGGAGUCCAGCGGCGACGGCCGCCGCCAAUUCACUGAACAACACGGCCGCGAUGAGCUUAUACGGCGGUGGCGGAGGCAGGAAGCCGUGGUCAUCGUCGUCGUCAUGGUCGUAUCACGACGACACGGGCAUUGGUUACCCGUCGGCCGUAGACCGUCGCAUCGGUGGUGCCGGCAGGCAGGCGGCAGCCUUGUUCGGCGGAGGCGGUGGCGGCGUGGGCCUCGGAGGCCUGGACUCACAUCAUUACCGCAGCAGUGGCGGGGGUAGGACAAUAACUACAGCGAGAUCGAUGGGUGGAGUCUAUGACGGUAACAGUCUGUUGUACCGCUGUUCCACUAGUAACGUUCCUGACCAUCUGGAAAGAAGAUGGUACCAGAAUCAGCAGCAACGACAAACCGGCAGCGGUGGACGGCUGAUCAGAGGGUUGGGCGGUAACAAACACUUGUCGGACGUGUACGACGACGAUGACCUGCUGCGAUUACAGCAGCAAGACGACGCCACGGUUGCCGCACUGUUGCUGGACGACGUCGUGUUGGGCGGAGGUUACAGCAGCAGAAACUCGGACUUUAUGCCAUCUAGACCUAGGUCCCGGUCAUAUGGCGGCGGCGAAGAUCCGUCGUCCACUACGUCUUGGCGUCACUGGCCCGACACCGGCGGUGGAUCUGGUUAUCUGGGUGGCGCAUUGCGCGAGACCGCCAUCGGCUCGUCGGCAGCGAUUUACGAUCACAAUGGCCACCGGCGCGGGACGAACACUGCGAUGAAUUCCGCCACGGCCGAUCACAAAAGAUGGGACGUUCGGCGUCACAACCGUCGGCAGCGUCGGUACAGCGACGGCGGCGGAGAUUCGGAACCGCGCCGGUCGUACGAUUACCACCCACACCUGCAGAUGACCUCGACAGCGGCCAUGAUGAAGUACGGCACACCCAGCCGCCGGUCGCGUUCGUGGGACCCGUCGCCGUCGCCGACACCGACCGCCUAUCUGAGCGGAGGCGACGACGGUGGAGGCUACGGCGGCUACGGUGGUUACUGCGACUACAUGGACGACUACGGCGGCGGCGUCGGAAUCGGCGACUACGAAUCGCUGGCAGCGCUGGCCGCCGAGGAGGAGCACGACGAGGAGCUGCAGCGCGAGGAGAAAAAGGCCAGGAUCAAGGCGGAGAUCGCUCGGCGUCGGCGGCAGAUCGAGGACAACGUCCGGCUGCACGAGGAGUUGCUGCGCCUGGCCCGGAUCCGCGAGAACGCCGAACAUGAGUAUUCGUCGUCCAUGCUGCCGUCGCUAUCCGCUGCAGGUGGUUGCUACGCGGGACGGCGGCCGAUGACCGAGGACGAGUGUCAAGUGUUUGCGCGCGCAGCCGAAAAGAUAGCCGAGGAACGGUCCAUGGAGCGGAUCGCGUCCACGUUCCGGACCGCUGCUGCGGCGGCCGCCGAGGAUUACAUUCGCCGCGGUGGCAUCUACGGUGGUGAGUACGGCACGGCGGCUGGCUGUGUGAUCGGUGAUUACACGCCCCCUCACGCCAUGCCGCUGUUGCCGGACAUGCCGACCAGGAGCAGGAGGCUGCUAGAGAAUCUGGGAAGUUCGCCGAUCACCGAUUCCGUGCUAUUGGACGGCGAACAGAAAGCCAUGCAGAAGAAAGUCAACUUUCUCAACGUCCUAUGAGACGGAUAAAAAAAAACACGCCAUCGCUUAUAUAUAAUAAUAAUAAUAAUAAUAAUAAUAAUAUCAUGUGUUCCAUGUGCCGUGGCUUGAAAUCCAAUUGGAAGUUUUCAAUUUUAAUUCAAAGCAAUUAUAUAUCGAUUUAAUCGUUUCAGAACUCGUAGAUAGAUUUUCAACAUAAUACAAUGAAAAGAAAAAUAAUUUUUCUUUUUUCAAUUAAAAUAUCACUUUUACAAUUUUGAUUUCUAACUAUACUAGUUUGAUUGUCGUUCGUGCUUUCCAAACACGUCGUCCAGGACAAGCCUGCAGAAAAUCUGAAAUUUUAGUUAUUAUUACAUACAACUUUACUGAUGAACAAUAUUAUGGCUCUGUUGGAUAUUGUUGUGUUUUAAAUUGUAAUAAAUUUAAAAUCGACUUGCCUAUCAAAAUUAUAAAACGGUUAUUAA